GUCACACCCCUUCCUUCCUUCUCUGCAAACCCCAAUUAAUCACUCUCUUAAUUCCGUUUUAUCAUUAAACUAAUCUCAUUCAAAUCUCCAAUAUUAACUUCCUCAAAACCCCUAUCACGCUUCUCAGAUCUCUCUCUCUCUCUCUAGCUUUCUCUCUCUACAAAUGGCUUCACUUCUUCAUUCUCUCCCUGCAACUCUCUUCUUCGCUUUCCUCCUCAUCGCAAACCCUACCUUCGCCGCAGAUUCGCCUUCGCCUUCACCUUCUUCGCCGCCGGACUCCAACUCCCCGCCGCCGCCUCCGGCGAUUCCAUCGCCUUCCCCUGCACUCGACAAUUCUCCACCGGCGCCUCCAAUGUCAGAUCCCGAUCCAGACACGCCUUCUCCUUCUCCUUCUCCUUCUCCGCCUCCUUCGUCCGACCCCAAAAAAUCUCCAUCUCCGGCGCCGGUUGUGCCUGGAGGCGUCACGCGCAACGAUAAGCCCAAUGCCGGCGAUUUGGACACCAAGGAUGACUCCGACGACGGCGGCAUGAGCGGCGGGAAAAAGGCCGGCAUCGCAUUCGGAGUCAUCGGCGCGGCGUGCCUCGCAGGACUCGGCGUGCUGGUGUACAAGAAGAGGCAGCUGAACAUCCGCCGCUCGCAGUACGGCAACGCCGCCAGGAGAGAGUUUCUGUAGAAGCAAAAUCAGCAUUUUCAGUAGUAUUACACUAUCACAAUUUACACACAGAGUGGUUGAUUUUUUUGUUAUUCCGGUUACGAAUUCAUCUUAGAUUCAAUUGCCAGAUUUGAUGGAGGUGAGUUGAUUUUUGGUUUUGAUUCUUUCACUGGUGCUCUCAGUCAAAUAAGCGUGUUGUUUGUUUCGCUUCAUUAAAUUCAUCACUGUACAACACAUAAUUCAUCAUACAUUCAUACAUUUAAUUUGUUCUAAAAACUUUGUU
Erythranthe guttata (spotted monkey flower) is the source of this 935-nucleotide messenger RNA. RefSeq lists its product as uncharacterized. NCBI's taxonomy places the organism in Eukaryota, Viridiplantae, Streptophyta, Magnoliopsida, Lamiales, Phrymaceae. The record is from RefSeq and is a predicted model, not a curated record.